AUGCUGCUUCGCUUCCACUGGCUCGCGGUUUGGUUGGCAUUUUUGAUGGCUCAAGUAGCGAGCAAGAGUAUCUCGGGUGCAUACGAGAAGAUUUGGUUCUAUUAUGUCUAUAAUUUAGCCUGGAAGCUAGAUGGAUCGGAACAGACUGCCAUUCUUCCAUGGCUGACUAGGAACAAUCAGAUAAAUGCGAGAAACAACGGUAACAAGGGAAAGGAUACUACCAUGAAUGGACAAUUGAACUUUAGAGAAUUUGUGAGUCUCAUGGCCUUCCAAAAUCCAGCACAAUCUACACUCGUGCUGGACACUGAAGACCUAGAUGGCACGGCAAUGUCAAUUUGGAGGGGAGGAUAUGGUGGGACGGUCAGGGUUGGGAUUGCGACAAACACUGGACCCGGCACGAAAAUCACAAAAGAACCAUCAUACAACCAGUUUCUCGAGGAUCUUACGGGUGUGGUUACUAGGGCUCGAAAGACUCUGGAAGCUGGUGAAAUAUCUGAUAUCAUGUCUCAGAUGGAUAAAUUGCUCGACUCCAUCAUUACCAUUCGCAGCAGAGAGUUCCGCCUCUCCUAUUUGGGGAGAGACAUCGCUGCUGCAUUUCCAGGAACAACAGUCACGUAUGUGGAUGUUCCUGAUCCGAAUGAAGAUCCUGCCACGGGCAAGACGAUUAAAGCAGUCGAUGUGACAGCCACUUUCAGAGAUGAGCGAAACACUGCGCUAAUAAUGAGACAAUUUGGGUCGGAAGAAGUAUCGGCGACAAAUUUCAUAGCUUGGGUGGACAACUAUGGCGUUACUGGUAGGGAUGGACCUAAGUACACAGGCCCAGCAAUCGUACACAGAACUGUUCUGGACCUGUGGAAGUCGGCCAAAGACCAAGUCAACCGCCCUGUGUGCUAG
Messenger RNA from Botrytis sinoallii, 894 nucleotides. RefSeq lists its product as uncharacterized. The coding region runs from base 1 to 894 and encodes 297 amino acids. The record is from RefSeq and is a predicted model, not a curated record. Lineage: Eukaryota; Fungi; Ascomycota; Leotiomycetes; Helotiales; Sclerotiniaceae. The transcript has a single exon.